CCUUGGAAUUUUUCCCCAGUGAUGGAAUCUAAUGUGGCUGAUCAUAUGGCCCACCUGAAGCUCAAACUCCUUGAAAAGAAAUUAGAAAAUGAACGUGAAAACUUGGAUGACUCUGAAUCACCCUUCUCUACAAGGAAUUAUGACAAUUAUGGCUAUGCCUUACAAAGUGCACUGAGAAGAAAGAAAGAUCUUUUACAGCAGCUCAGAGAACAAAAUCUUUUGGAAGAGCUUUCAGUACCACCAAGUUUACCAAGAAUUCAUAAAAAGCCCUUGAAGCCACAUCAUAUCUACCAAAUUCCUCCUCCUCCUUCUCCUUCUCCUCCUCCUCUUCCUCUUCCUCUUCCUCCUCCUCCCCCUCCCCCUCUACCUCAACAACCAAGAAUUAUCCAACAAACAUUACCACAGCAACCAGCAACUAUAAUUCAACAAAUACCUUCAUAUCAGCCACCAUUCAUUACACAGAUUCCAUCUCCACAGUCCUUUUCAGUACCCAGAUCUGGGAGCAUUAAAGAAGAUAUGGUAGAAAUGAUGCUUAUGCAAAAUGCACAGAUGCACCAAAUCAUUAUGCAGAACAUGAUGCUGAAAUCUUUACCACCAACAUAUUCGCCAGCUGGUGGGUACGGAGUCCCUAUGGUGCAACAUGGACAACAGCUUACAGGUCCUAUUCCAGUAAGAGUGGAGAAAUCACGACCAUCAGCUGUGCAUCAUCAUCACUAUACAUCUUUAGGAGCACCAGUUAUUCCUUCUCAAAGUGGCUUCCCCAUGUGGCCAUUAGUUCUGCAACCUGGCCCAAGCCCACAACUGGAAGGUUUCCCAUCUGAAGUUCAUAAUCUGCCCAUUCCAGUUAAUGCAUCACACACGUGGCUUGCAAAGGGGCAAUGAGUACUUAAUUAAAAGCACUGGAGCUCUUUCAUCUGACACUUUACUUCGCUGCAGACAGACAGAAAUUAUGCA
Molecule: messenger RNA, 954 nt
Organism: Notechis scutatus (mainland tiger snake)
Lineage: Eukaryota; Metazoa; Chordata; Lepidosauria; Squamata; Elapidae
Gene: C1H21orf58
Product: chromosome 1 C21orf58 homolog
Source: RefSeq, a predicted model, not a curated record